Molecule: messenger RNA, 13515 nt
Organism: Polyodon spathula (Mississippi paddlefish)
Lineage: Eukaryota; Metazoa; Chordata; Actinopteri; Acipenseriformes; Polyodontidae
Product: protocadherin-16-like
Exons: 21
Coding region: 492-10400 (3302 amino acids)
Biological process (GO): homophilic cell-cell adhesion
Cellular component (GO): plasma membrane; cell-cell junction
Molecular function (GO): calcium ion binding
Source: RefSeq, a predicted model, not a curated record
CUCGCUGAGGCUCAAUCACUCAGCUCUCGGGCAGAACAAACAGUGUACACCGUGUCUAAUACAGAGGAGCAUAAGGAUACACAAUACCCCUCAACACUGGAACCAAGGAGAGAAAAAGCGAGAGGUACCGUUAUACGGCAUAGAAUAAGGAGUCAGAACAAGGGAUUUAACUGAAAAUCCACGUCCACCAGACGACAGGAAUUAACAAAAAACCCGCAUUCUGCAGAAAAUAAAAGGACACCUGCGAAUUAUUUAAAAUAUUUCCCCUUAUGUGUAUUUUUUUUCUGGGUACCGGUAGUGGAUGGAUGUGUAUAGAAUGUAACCUCGUUAUUGUCAUUUCCACUCUGCAUUUUGUGAUUCUUCUACGACAAGGGAAUUGCAAAGAAGAUCUGCAUACAAAUAGGAUUGGGGGUAAUCGAGUAACAGACUCAUACACACGGACACAAAAAGAGGCAAAACGCAAAGGAGAAAAGAGGGCAGAUGAAUGAUUAAUGCAAUCUGCCUACAUGAGGAUUGGUUCUCCGCUUAUCGGAUUGGGGGAGCUUGCAAUGGAACGACUGAACAGACGAGGGACCUGGAACAAACGGGUGCUGCUUCUGUACGUGGCCUUUGGACUUAUAACCGGUAACUCAUCCACGGUGUUGGGAACCCUGGACCUACAGCUGGAUGAGGAGCAGCCAGCUGGCACUAUCGUGGGGGACAUCAGUGCUGGGCUGCCCCCUGGAACCACUGCCUCCUUGUACUUCAUCACAGACUUGGAAAGCACAGGGGUUGGCAGCGACUUGCACAUUGACGAAACCACCGGCAUUAUUAAGACAGCCAAAGUCCUGGACCGGGAGACCAGGGACCGCUACAACUUUAUUGCUGUCACCAUGCAGGGGGUGACAGUGGAGGUAACAAUUGUGGUCAAUGACAUCAAUGACCAUGCACCCAGCUUCCCUAAGAGCAGGGCCACUUUCAAGAUCCCAGAACAAACAGCAAUAGGGACUAGGUUUUCCUUAGAACCAGCAUCUGAUGCUGAUAAAGGCCAGCUUAGUACACAGGGUUACCUAGUAAAAGAUGGCAACAUAGGACAAGCUUUCCGACUUCAGACCAAGAGAGGCUCCAAUGAGGUCUUGUACUUGGAUCUUGUGGUAAAUGGGAUCCUGGAUCGAGAGCAGAUAUCUUCAUAUUCCUUGUACUUGGAAGCUUUUGAUGGUGGCUCUCCAAGGAAGACAGGGCAUAUGAUUCUGGAUGUCUUGGUCCAAGAUAUUAAUGACCAUGCCCCUGUCUUUAAUCAGAGCCGCUAUCACACCCUGAUCUCUGAAAACAUGAAGCCUGGUAGCACGAUCCUGCAGGUGUUUGCCUCAGAUGCCGAUGAGGGAGACAAUGGACUAGUCAUCUAUGAAAUUAACCGAAGGCAGAGUGACCCUGAGCGAUACUUUCUUAUUGACCCACACACAGGCAUAAUAACCCUCAGCAAGCCCCUUGACUAUGAGAUGAGAAAAGUGCAUGAGCUGGUUGUCCAAGCUCGGGACAACGCCAGCCAGCCAGAGAUCACCAAUGCUUUUGUGUCCAUCCAUGUGCGUGAUUACAAUGAUAACCAACCUACUAUGACCAUCAUUUUCCUCAGUGAGGAUGGGUCCCCACGGAUCUCUGAGGGAGCGCAACCAGGCCAGUAUGUUGCACGAAUUUCGGUAUCUGACCCAGAUUAUAGCGAAUACUCAAAUGUAAAUGUCUCUUUGGAAGGGGGAGAUGGCAAGUUUGGUCUAACCACUAAGGAUAACAUCAUCUACCUCAUUUGUGUUGACAAGAUCUUAGACAGAGAAGAAAGAGAUUCCUAUGAACUGAGGGUGAUGGCCACUGACUCAGGGACCCCUCCAUUGAGGGCAGAGUCCUCCUUUACAAUUCAGGUCACCGAUGUCAAUGACAAUCCCCCUCUUUUUGACCAGCAGGUAUACAAGCAAACUAUCCCUGAGGUGGUCUACCCUGGCAGUUUUGUCCUUCAGGUGACAGCCAGGGAUAAAGACCAUGGUCCCAAUGGGGACAUCAAAUAUAGCAUCCUGCAGGACCGUGGGACACAUUCUGAUUGGUUUACAAUCGACCCAGUUACCGGGAUCAUCACCACUACAACAGAGCUGGAUUAUGAGACGGACCCCAAGCCAAGAAUCACUGUGGUGGCCACAGAUGGAGGCCGACCUGCUCUGUCUUCCACAGCUGUGGUCAAUGUAGUCUUGCAGGAUAUAAAUGACAAUGAGCCUGUUUUCGAUAGUAACUUCUACAACGUCUCAAUCAAGGAAAACACAGCAGCUGGAACUUGCUUUCUUCAGGUGACGGCAACAGAUGCAGAUGGAGGAUCUUUUGGCACCAUAUUCUACUCCAUAGGCUCUGGGAUCGGCAGCGUGAUCCCCACCCAGUUCACCAUCGGGAAAGAGACGGGUCAGAUAUGUACCAGGUUUACCCUGGACCGGGACCGGGGGCCCUCCAGCUACGACUUCACUGUCACUGCUGUGGAUGGGGGGGGGCUCAACUCCAUGGCCUAUGUGAAAGUGUUCCUGGUUGAUAUAAAUGAUAAUAGUCCAGUUUUCUACCCGAUCCACUAUGCAGUCAGCCUCAGCACGCAGAGUGCACCUGGAACCUCUGUCAUUAAGGUGACUGCCCACGAUCAGGACGAGGGGCAGAAUGGGAGGGUGACAUACAGCACAGCCCCUGGAGGCAGCUCCCCAUACUUCACACUCAACAAAGACACAGGAGUCAUCUCGCUGUCUCGCUCUCUCCAUGGGAAGGCGAACUCUGUAAUCCAGCUGGUAAUCUCGGCACAGGACGGGGGUGGACUAACAGCAAAGGUCAACGCCCAGGUCAACAUCAGUGUUGUUGCAGGCUCAGUGGUGCCUCCAGUGUUUGAACAAGCACACUACUUCUUCACUGUGUCCGAGGAUGUCCUGAGGGGGACACAAGUAGGCAUAGUGCGAGCAAGCAGUGGACACGGCCAUUCGGAGGGAGUUUACUACACUAUAUCUUCUGGAGACUCUGAUGGUUACUUCACUGUUGACUCAGAGACAGGUGCCCUUCGAACCAGCCGCCCACUGGACCACGAAGCCCAGCCCUCUUUGGAUUUAGAGGUACAGGCCCGGAGUGGGUCACCACCAGCAUUUGGACAAACACAAGUCCGAAUUACCAUUGCAGACAUCAAUGACAAUGCUCCCUCCUUCCUGCCCUCGUCCUCUGAGUCCUUGCUGUUGCCAGAGGCCACUAGUGUGGGCACAUUGGUGUAUCAUGUGAGGGCAGAGGACCGUGACUCAGGCCCCAAUGGGCAGCUGCACUUUGACCUACUCUCCAGCGGGGGGCAGCGCACCUUUGGAAUUGAGCGCAACACAGGGGAUAUCCGGCUUAUUGGUGGCUUGAGCUACGAAACUACGCCCCGUUACGACCUCAAAGUGGUGGCCAAGGACAGUGGGGUCCCCCAGCUGAGCACCACCUUCACACUGGUUGUACAUGUGCAGGCAGAGAAUGACCAAGGCCCUGUUUUUGACACUCUCACCUACCGCGUGGAGCUGAAAGAAGGGACCCCGCUCAACACUCAUUUUCUCCAGGUAAGGGCGUUGAAUCGCGAGACCACUACUACCAGCAGCACUACAGGGUCCUCUUCCACCAUACUGGCAUAUCAUCUCCGCCCAGAUGGAGACGCAGCUGGAUUUGGGAUUGCCUCUGACAGUGGAUGGCUAUUUGUUAAGAGUGUACUAGACAGGGAAACUAAGGACCUUUACCUGCUGACUGUCCUGGCCACCUCGGGUACUGGGCAGCUGAAGAAAACGGGCAGCGCCACUGUGCGUAUUUCAGUGACAGACGAGAAUGACAACUCUCCUCGGCUCACCCAGGAGCGUGCUUUCUUGGCCGUGCGAGAGAACCUGCCCCCAGGGACUGGGUUUGGGAGGGUGGCUGCCACUGAUCGGGAUGCAGGUCUCAACAGUCGUCUAACCUUCAGACUCCUGCAUCCUGACCGAAAUUUUCAGGUGAACUCCCAGACAGGUGAGAUCAGCACUCGGAUGGCCCUGGACCGUGAGCACCAGUCCAGUUUCCAGCUGGUUGUGGUGGUCCAGGAUGGGGGCACCCCUCCACGUAGUGCCACAGGCACCGCACACAUUACUGUACUGGAUGAGAACGACAAUGCUCCUGCCUUCACACACGCACCCCCUGGGAGGGAGCUGGUACUGCAGGUGUUGGAAGGCAAACCCUCUGGAACCUUGGUCGGCUCAGUUCAAGCCAAAGAUCCUGAUGAAGGUGAAAAUGGGACAAUCUACUACUUGCUAUCUGGCCCCAGGGCAGAGCGUUUUUCCCUAAAUCCAAACACUGGAGAGCUACGGUUAGCUGCCCCCCUGACCCACACCGACAGGGCUGACUAUACCUUCACCGUGACAGCUACAGACAGGGGUGCAUCUCCACAGAGCACCUCUGCAGCCCUGCGCAUACAGGUCCUGAAUCCCAGUAAGUUCCUGCCCCGCACAGACUCGCCCACUUUUACCCUGAAUUCUUUAGAGGGUAUCAAACCAGGAUCAGUGGUGGGUUCUGUGGGCUCAAAAGACCUCCAGCGGCACCCAGAGGAGGGUCAAGUGACUUACACAGUAGUGGGCAGCACAGACCACAAUGGCACAUUUGUGGUGGACAGAUUGACAGGUGAUAUCUAUCUUGCACGAGAGCUAGAUUACGAGCAAGGGGCACGUUAUACCCUUCAGAUUGAGGUGGACGACUUCUCCAGAGCCUACCCAACCAGCCGGAUCAUCCUAGUAGAUAUUGACGUGCAGGAUAGCAAUGACCAUGUGCCGCAAUUCCCAGAGGACCCGGUGACCAUUGUCAUUCCAGAAAACAUGGUGGCUGGAUCCUCCAUCUAUACCUUCCAGGCUGUGGACAAAGAUGGAAGUGGCCCAAACAGUGACAUUCACUAUUCCAUCCUCCAGCAGUGGCCCACUAAGGAUCAGAACCUGGCACUAGACCCAGUGACUGGGGUUUUGACUCUGGGAAAGAGUCUGGACCGCGAGGUUACACCCUCCCUCCUCCUCAUCGUGCAGACAACGGACCAAGCGCUUAACGUUAGCCAGCGGCGCUCCAGCUCUGUGACAGCACGAAUCUUUGUGACCGAUGAAAACGACAAUGCACCUAUCUUUAGCUCCCCAACCGCUGUCAGUGUCAUGGAGGACCAGCCAAUUGGCUUUGUUGUCCUCUAUGUGAUGGCCAGAGACUCUGAUUUGGGGGAGAGCGGACGUGUGGCAUAUCGAAUUCAAUCAGGGAAUGCUGGCGGCAGGUUCACUCUGAACCCCAACUCUGGUUCCCUCUCCAUAGUGAAGGCUUUGGACCGGGAAGAGCAAGGACUCUACAACUUGACUGUUGUUGCAGAGGAUCAUGGUUCCCCCCAGCGCACUACCCUGCAGCUACUGUCUGUUCAGGUGAUCGAUGUAAAUGAUGAGGCCCCUCAAUUCCAGGAAGCUGAAUUUGAGGCACAAAUCUCAGAGAACCAGCUUGCUGGCACCUCCGUACUGACAGUCACUGCUACAGACUGUGACCAAGGUUCAAAUGGAUUUGUGACAUAUGGAGGGAUAGUGGAGGACGGGUUUACCAUUGAUCAAGCAACAGGAGUCGUAACAGCAACCCGAGCCCUUGAUCGUGAAGUGCAAGACCGCUACACUGUCACAGUCUAUGCUAAAGAUGGUGGACUGCCUCCUAAUUUUGCCACAGCGACAGUGAGGAUUACAGUCUUGGAUGAGAAUGACAACUCGCCUGCUUUUGAGAAAGACCUGUACCACCUAGAGGUGCCAGAGAACCAGGAGCCUGUGGCCUUGUUCACCAUGAAAGCCAUGGACCGCGACGCUGGAGAGAAUGGCAGGGUGGAGUACAAGAUUGUUGCAGGGGACACAGCUGGUAAUUUCCAUAUUGAUGGCAACUCUGGUGUCCUCUCCACUUCCCAGCCCCUUGACAGAGAAAGGAUUGCCAGCUAUUAUUUGACCAUUGUAGCACGGGAUCAUGGGACACCCCAGCUGAGUAGCACAGCCAGCGUGGUUGUUACAGUCCUGGAUGUCAAUGACAACAACCCCGUAUUCAAAGAAGGUGCUUACGCUAUUGAUAUCUCUGAAGAUGCCCCAAUUGGUACUUUGGUGCUUGACAUAACCGCCACAGAUGCUGACGAUGGAACUAAUGGCAUGGUCCUGUACUACCUGAGCAAUGAAUCACUAGGCAUGUUCAACGUGAAUCAGGAGACCGGGAAGAUCACUACAGCUGGUCUUCUCGACCGGGAGAAGCGAGCAGCAUACAGCUUCCUGGUGAAUGCUGUGGACUCCUCCCCUGCUGAACCACGGAAUGCAAGUGCAAGGGUGACAGUCAAUAUCAAAGAUGUCAAUGAUAACUCGCCCUUUUUCAUCCAGGACCCACUGAUCAUUAACAUUUCCAGCAGCGUCUCAAUCAACCAGGUGGUGGCCAUCAUGAGAGCAGAAGACAAAGACUUUGGGGCCAAUGCAUCCAUUUUCUAUCGCUUUGCCUCCCUGGUGGCUGGGUUUAGCAUAAACUCUUUCACAGGUGAAAUACAACUAGUAGCCCCGCUGUCCUCCAUGACCCAAAUGGAGAGGACCUUGUAUGUGGUGGCCACGGACCAGGGCACACCUGCACAGUUAUCCACAGGGGUGGUGGUCAUUUACGUCAAGGAGGAGGACUACAGGGGAGUCCGCUUUCCACGCAGUGCCAGAGACGUCUCCCUGCAAGAAAAUGCAGCCUCAGGCACAGCAGUGGUUCAGAUCCAGGCGCAGUACCAUGAUGGCUCCAGAAGAGGAAUCAGCUAUAGCAUCUUCAGUGGAAAUAAACUCAGUUCAUUCAGUAUCCGUCCCACAACAGGUGAGAUCUGGGUACAGAACUCAGAUGGCCUGGAUUUUGAGAAGACUCCACGGCUCCGCUUAGUGGUGAAAGCAGACUCUGCAUCCUCUCUCUCUUUCAUGGCUGUCAAUCUCAACCUCCAAGACGUCAACGACAACCUCCCACGAUUCCAACUUCAGAACUACAUCGCCUAUAUCUGGGAGGCACAGGGCUACGACUUCCCCAUCAUCCAGGUAUUGGCAGACGACCCAGACCAGGGCCAGAAUGGUCAGGUGACCUAUUCUAUUAAGUCGUCUACAAAGAGCGGGCUCUUCAAAAUCGACCCCCUGACAGGAAGUAUAACAACAGCAGCCAUAAUGGACAGAGAAAUCUGGACUCACACAAAGCUGGUUGUUACGGCGACAGACAGGGGAAGCCCAAAGUUAGCUGGCACAGCUACUCUCACCGUGGUCAUCGUGGACCUGAAUGACAACAGUCCUACAAUCCCACUGCCACAAGAGCUUCGAGUGCCUGAGAACACCUUAAUUGGUACAGAGAUCACCCAGGUUACAGGAAAUGAUGUGGACUCAGGCCCUGCCCUCUCAUACACACUUCUGCUGGAUGGCGGCUCCAUUGGAAAGUUUGGAAUCCAUCGAUAUGGGGGUGUGAUCUCACUGACUGCCCCGCUUGACUUUGAGGAGAGGAGCUGGCACACACUUACCAUCUGGUCCUCUGACUCCAAACACAAAAGCGAGGCAAACCUGACCGUGCUUGUGGAAGAUGUGAAUGACAAUGCACCUGCUUUCACCCAGGACCUCUACCAGGUAACACUCCCUGAGCACUCGCCACCUGGCAGCUCAGUUGUCAUGGUAACCGCUACUGACCGAGACUCUGGCGACAACGGGAAGAUCACCUACAGGGUGAUGUCAUCAACCAGGGGCGGCUUUUACAUAGACCCGAGUAAUGGUACCCUGUUUAUAUCUCAGAGGGCAGAAUUUGACCCUGAAAAGCCCUCAGUGAGUGUAGUGAUCGAAGCACGGGAUGGUGGAACACCAGCUCUGUCAUCCAACACUACAGUUCAAGUGCAGGUUUCAGAUGUCAAUGACAAUGCACCCCACUUCAAACAAUCAGAGUACAAAGCCACCAUCUCGGAGGACCUGUUGCCAGGCUCCACAAUUCUGACAAUUGAGGCAGUGGACAGCGACCUCUCACGGGAGAAUUGUGGCUUUGACUUUGCCAUUGCCAGCGGGAACCCUGGGAAUGCCUUCCAGAUUGAGAGCAGUGUCCGCUUCCUGGAGGGACAGGGUUUUCAGACAGUGGGGACACUCAUACUGGUGGAGCAUCUGGAUUUCGAGACCACGUCAAGGUACAAUUUGAGUAUAGUAGCCUCAGACCGAGGGGUCCCCCAAAGAAGCUCAAGUGUGCCUGCUGUAAUUACCAUUACCGACUCUAAUGACAACCCCCCCUCCUUUGGACAUACAGAAUACAACGUGGUGCUGAGCGAAGGAGCAGCAGCUGGUACCGAGCUCUUGCGAUUAUCUGCCAAUGAUCCAGACUCCGCUCCCAAUGCUGUGAUCCGCUAUGUCAUCAGCUCAGGGGAUGAAGAUGAGCUGUUUGGAAUGGAUGAGUGGACGGGAGCACUCAAGCUCCUGCGGCCACUGGAUCGUGAAACCAAGGCUUCUCACAUAGUUAUUGUCCAAGCUUCAGAUGGGCAGGGGCAGUUUGCCCUGGCUCCAGUGAGUGUGGAAGUCAAAGACAUUAACGACAACAAGCCCUACUUCCCCUUGGAGACACUGACAGCCAGCAUUAGAGAAAACCAGCCACUUGAUUCUCUGGUCACUGUCCUGCAUGCUAUUGAUUUCGACACUGGUGUCUAUGGCCAGGUACGCUACUACAUGGUCGACCAAACCGGGCAGGCAAAAGACUCCUUUUCAGUGAACCAGGCCUCAGGUGAGGUGCGAGCCAAGCUGACCUUUGAUUUCGAGAAGGCCAACGCCUUCCAGUUCAUGGCACUGGCUUUGGACACUGGCAACUAUUCAGCCACUGUGACUGUACAAGUGCUGGUGACUGGAGAGGAUGAAUAUGAUCCCGUUUUUGUCUCACAAGCUUACUCAUUUGAAGUGCCGGAGGGAGCCACAAAAGGCCAGAGCAUUGGGCAAGUGUUAGCUAAAGAUGAAGAUGCUGGUGCAGAUGGAAUUGUGCUCUACACUGUUGCGAAUGGCUCACCUUAUUUUGGUGUCAAUGAAACCACAGGGGUGAUCUACCUGAAGAUGGACAGUCAAAGCCGCCAUAAUGGGGGACGAUCAAAGAGAGAUGCGCGGCAGAUGAACCUUGAAGUAGAUGCCCAUAGCCCGUUACCAACUUCUCGCAUUACCACUGCCCAAGUCAAUAUUGAUGUCACACACACUUCUUUCGGGCUGCCCCCUGAGUUCAACUUUUUGCUGGUCAUUGUCAUAGCAUCUUCCCUUGCAGCCAUAGUGAUCCUAGCAGUGAUUGCUGUGGCCUUGUUUGUGGUAAGAUCCAGGCGAAAGAAAAAGGAGGAAAAUGACAAUACCAACAUUGCCUCAUCAGGCACUGCCAUGCAGAAACUUGAUGGAGCCCACUUAACAGGCGGAGAGAGGAUCUACCAUGAGGCUCUACCCGGAUAUACAGGCGAGCAAACCUCAGGCAUGGGUGGCACAGGUGGAGGAGCAUACACAAGGGGAGGAUCCCUUGAUCCCUCACACUCCAGUGGUCGUGGCUCGGCAGAGGCAGAAGCUGCUGAGGAUGAUGAAAUACGAAUGAUCAACGAGUACCCACGGGUAUCUAGCAUAUCCUCCUCCAUGCAGGACCACCUCUCAACACGGGGACCUGAUUCUGGGAUCCAGCAGGAUGCAGACCAGCUCUCGGACAUCUCCUGUGAACCAGGAAUGGAGGCAGGACAGUGGUUCAAGGGGAAGAAAAUUGGCAACCUCAGUGGAACACUGUUACCUGGACAGCAUCCCAUUUACAGAGAUGAGGGUGGGGGGUACCUGGGGGUUGGGCGGGGGUUAAAUAUCUCACACCCUAAGGAUUAUGCCUUCCCUGAGGAUGGCAAGCCUUCGGUGGAUGGGUCACUCACAGCUAUUGUGGCCAGUGACGAAGAGCUUAGGGGCAGCUACAACUGGGACUACCUGCUGGACUGGUGCCCGCAGUUCCAACCCCUGGCCAGUGUCUUUACAGAGAUAGCUCGGCUCAAGGAUGAAACUGCUCCCCCCAACCCCAGAAGACCCUUUCAGCCCAAAGCAAAGACAGAUCCCAAACCAAGAAUAGAUCCGCCACCUCUUAUCACUUCUGUGGCACACCCGGGGGCCAAAUCGGUGCCUCCAAAACCAGCCAUUGGACGGACCUUUCCUCACCUGGCUUCUCUCCGCCGUUCCCCCAUCAGCCACGAGGGCUCCAUAUCAUCAGCAGCCAUGUCCCCUAGCUUCUCCCCCUCCCUCUCCCCACUGGCAGCCCGAUCACCUGCUGUUUCCCCCUUCGGUGUUACACAAGGGCCCUCAGCCUCCAUGAUUAGUACCACUGAACACUCUCUAGACCACCCAGGUGAAGCAGAGAUGAGAAUUUAACUCACUGAACACAGCUGCUGCUUGAGGGGGAACCGUCCGUGAAAUGCAUCUGUUUUUGAGUGUACAUUGAAACUGCUCGAUAAGAAGAGCAUACUUUAAUUUGUAGGCCUUUAGAUACAAAAAAAAAAACAACAAUUGAAAACCUUAGUAGUAUUGUAACUCAAUAUGUAAAUAUUGUUUGGCGUUGAGGAGUCAGACAUUCAGAUAUUCUGUGAUCAGUUUCCCAUUAAUAUUAAGGAUCCUUUUGUAAGGGUAUACUAGUCUUUCUUUGAACAAGACUGUGUAAUGUAUUUCUCUGGAUUUCUCCUCCAGUUCCUUUUGCCUCACCAAUAUUGACCAGCACUGGGCAAUAUAUUCUCUAAGCCAGUACACCCAAAAACAAAAAGGAUUCAUAAAUGACUGGUUUGGUGAGUGUUCUGCGCCUGCCAAAUAUUUUGUUAGGGACAAAGGUUGUUAAAUGGCCCAUGUCUGCCAGCCAGCACUUCGAACGAGAGUCAUGCCUGCCAGUGUUUAAUUGACCUGUAAUUCAGUUGGGUUUCAGUGAAGAUUUUGAAAAACUCUUUAAACAAUACUUCUAUAAACUAUUGUUUUAGUUGCGCUCAAUUGUAGGAAGUAUUGUGUAAUGGUAUUUGUUUUAAUGCUUGGUCCCCUGGACCUCCUGAAAGUGUGAAUGUUAUUAUAUGUCAAACAACUAGACCUUUUAACUGUGACUGACAUACUUAGUAGAUUUUACUUAUUGAUUAAACUCAAACUGUCUCUUAGAGGUGCCUCUAGGUUUAUGGUGCUUCCCAUUGUAGAUACCUUCCAAGCUUACCCUGAAACUGAUCUGUAUCCCUGGAUAUAAGCUGUUUGUGAGGUAUAGUUUGUGUGUUCCUCACUGGCUGGCCAGGAGGCUGAGAGUAUGUGGUUCUUAGUAGAGGCUGGGAGGUCAGAACAUUUUAAGCUUUAAUGCUGUUAUGGAGAACUUAAUGGCUCUCCAUACCUCAUUUUGUUUUACAACAUCGCAGUUUAGAAGAAGAGCUGUGCUACAGAGGCCAGAAGAUAUCAGAAGCUAUCAAACACCAAGCAGCGCCUAAAAACUAAAUAAUCUUUUGUAUUAGUAUUAAUUUUUUAAAAGACGUUUGUUUCAGACUACAGUGUGGCAUCACCUUUUGUCAAGGGAGGCCAUUGCUUUGUUCCAGUAUAAAGGUAUGAAUGUAUUGUACAGCCAGAAUAACCAUUUGUGCGUAUGUUUAAUUCAGACUGUUGUUGUAUGUGUCUGUGGAUGAUUAGAAAACUCAUUUUUGUUGUUACACUAAUAAAUAUUUAUAAAAUACUGCUCGCUAAACCUGAAUGGACAAAUGGAAUUAUUGAGAUAUGGAAAUAUGAGGAAUAUCUUGUCUCUUCAGAGACAAUGUUUUGAUUAUUUACCCCUGAUAAUCCAAAGACAGCCUGGAUAUGAAAGGGGCAGCGGUACUAGAAGAGGAAAUGACAUUCUGGUCCUGACUUCAGGUUCAAUAAUGUCUGUCAGCAGUGCUGACCAUACUUAAUUUAUGGACUGUUUCUUACUAAAUAAUUGUAUGUAUGGUUUUUGGUUAGUUUCUUUUUUUUGUUGCAAUACAACAUUACAGUGGGGUAUGUUUGAUUUAUGAAAUAUCCUGCACAGUAUUUAUAGGGAUUUAGCUUUUUUAUGAUGGUCUCUCCUUUCACCUUUUGAUUUUUAUCAUGUACUCUCUACUCCAGGCUUUGACUAUCGUUAACUGUCAAAAAAGAAGAAUGGAAAAUAUAGUUUUAUUCUCAUACGUGGAAGCAAAAACCUCAAAACUUUCUAACUUGUUCCUGAAUAUGUGGUUUGAAGAGAACACUCUUUCCCCUGCAAUAUGGUUGUAAUAUGAGGGAAAAGGUCAGCUGCUUGUUUUUAAAGAUCGACCUUCUUUCUCUGCACUUCCAUAAUUACCAGACUUCACAGAAAUUUACAUAGACCAUGGGCCAUGGAGUGAGUUAGUAACUGAAUUGGGAUACAAAUACAGGUUAUCCUGUCUUAAAGAAUGUUCUUGUACCAAUAGACCAAACAUCCCAGAUCAGAUUGAUAAAAACAUAUUUUACCAUAUUGAAAAAAGUGGAUAGAAUUUAUAACAUAUGAAAUUAGCAAUUAAAAGCAGUGCUUAAAACUUUAAUAAGAUAAAAAUCAAGCACACAUGUACAGUAUACAAAGAAACUGGAAGAUGCCUUAACUGAUGGACAGCGCUCAGUGGUGGGUAAUGUUUUGUGCACUUAAUAUGUACAAUUACCCUUGUAUGAUGAAGCACUGCGCUAGAGUUUUUAAGCAACUGAUAGGUCCGUGAUGCCUUUUGGUCUCUUCCCUUUGGAGAGGGCUAAGCAAUAAGUUUUCUAAUAACAUAAUCGAUAAUAAAAAAUAAUAAUCAGGGUUGUGGAACCACAAGGAGGUCAUGCGACUCUUGUUUAAAAAACACACCCCUCUAGAUCUGUGUGAGAAUUGAAAUAGCCCUGCUUAUAGGAUCCAUAUGUUACAGGAAAAGUCAGAAUCGGGUCAGUCUGAAAUUUUACCGGUAAAUAUCAGCAUUUACCAAAUGAGGUGGUAAAUGUCUGAGAUUAUGAAGAAUUAAAGCUUUUUGGACAUUUACCAGUUAAUCUUAUGUUUUUCCGAAGCGUAUUGGUAUUGCUUAUAAAACAAUUCACAAUGGUGUUGAAGGUGUUCUCCAAAUACAUAGUCGUUUGAUGAAAAAUAACAUUCCGUUAAAUGCAAAUUAAAUCAUUUAGGACCUUAAUUUUGUCAACAGAAAAUUACACUUUGCUUAUGACACACAAUGCGACAAAUACAGACACUGAAUAGAUAGAUAGAUAUAUUUACUUACUUAUUGCAGCAUGGUACACUCUUGUGUCACUUUGUAGUUACACAAGACUCCUGAAGCCUUACAAUGCAUGAAAGAGAAACAUUGCUCAUUAGUCAAAGACACUUGAUAUUCUUGAGAUUUACCAGCAAAUGUCCAAAGUAAAGUGUUAUCAUGUUUAUUUUGUAAAGACAUUCGGUCAUAACAUAACAGAGGUAGAAGUGUUAAAGGGGCUAGGAAAUCUUAAAAUAAACAAAUCCCCUGGGCCAGAUGAGAUUCUCCCA